Molecule: messenger RNA, 2199 nt
Organism: Trichosporon asahii var. asahii CBS 2479
Lineage: Eukaryota; Fungi; Basidiomycota; Tremellomycetes; Trichosporonales; Trichosporonaceae
Exons: 2
Coding region: 1-2199 (732 amino acids)
Source: RefSeq, a predicted model, not a curated record
AUGUCGGUCGAAGAACGUCUCCAACGACUUGUUCAACCUCUGCCUCCCUGUCCCCCUCCCCCGAUUCAAGAGCAGCCUGCGAUUCAGUACUCGGCGCCGAGCAAGUUGGCGCUGAUCACUGCGUCAAAGCCGGUCUUGUCUCCCUCACCCUCGCCCGCAGCCUCUGCUCCUUCGGCAAGUCACAUUCCCCGCCUCGCCACCGACGAGGACAAUCGUCCUUCUCACAGGGCACACGACGAGCGGAGCAGUGUGCAGCUCCCCUGGCCUCAGUGUCAAGGGAACUGUCCCCGCUCCCCCUCCGGUCAAGCCUGCAGGGAUCUAAACUGUGCGUUGAAGUCUCCUCACACGCCGCGCAUCAACUACCCCGCAAGUCCUUGUCCAUCACCCGCCCUUCCUCAAAAGGUAACCCUCUCGCCUCCCUCCAACUCAGACCAUUCCACCUCUCUCUUCUCGACUUCUCCAUCCCCCUCAUCCCCUCCCAACACAUUGCUCCAGCCGCCCUCUGUCAACAUCACCCCAUUCGCUGCACUCGAGCACGCCGCUGUCGCGUCUCCCGAGGCGAGCUUCAGCACGACCAUCCCCGCCAGCGGCGAGAGUACCCGUGAGCGAAUCGACUUUCGGGUCCAUCAAUCCCCCUCGCAGCACCUCACCCCCUGCUCCACGCCAGAGGUGAGGAGUCAAGAGGCCGAUUGCGGAUACGCCGACGUCGAGGCGGAGUUGGACGCUAUCAUUCAUCGGGCGUCGCCACCUCGCUCCUCUUCCAAUCCCAUGGCGAGGGGUCGUCCCGACACCCCCACCCCCAUCAGCAACAUGGCCUACCACACGCUUCCAAGGGCCAAGACACAGUUCAGGGAGGACCCGGAUAUCUUCGCCCCGCUGCAGUAUGAUACGACGUACUCGUCCCGUCCUGAGCCGUCUGUGGAUUCGGAGCUGUUGAGCGAGCUCGUGACGGACACUACUGGCGAACGAGCUGCUCGACGCGAAAAGCGACGCAUGGAGAAGCAAGAGAAGCAGCGGGAGCAGGAGAGUGAGAAGAUGGAGAAGAUGGAGAAGGCAAGGGCCUCUCGGGGCCCACCGACCCAUGCCAUCCUGUACGACGAAGAGGAGAGGAACUGUGGUCGUGUCCCACUCGUCUUUUCCCUCGUCGGAGGCGUGUCGUUGCCUGAUGGUAGUGUUGGGCCCGCACUGGUCGCCCAGCCCCAAAUCCAGGCUAAGCCCAAGCCAGCUGUCGUGCACUCGACUCCUAAAGACCGCCAGUCCGACACUCGUGCCCAGUCCCUCCGCACGCAUCACAUGAAGGCGAAGAUGCCCCCGUCCUACACCGGGCAGAACUCGCGGCCCUCGUCGCGCGAGUCCGGCCCUACCUCCGAGACUCACGGGACAUAUGUCACUGCCCGCGGCAUCAGUCCAGCUGAGCGCGCUCAGACAUCUCAGCGUCCCCUGCCUCGCCUGCCUGGUGCGCCUCCCCCCGCCACAGCAACGGGUUAUGACGGUCGCUACCCGCCUCUCCCAGCCCAGCCUACCCAGACCGCUCGACAGACCUCAGUCACGUUCGCCCCGCCCCCCCAGCCAAGCGUGCAGAACACGUACACCGUCCCCGCCACCCCAAUCACGAACAACAAGCCGACGCUCGACGCCCUGAUCGCGGCACAGAUCGCGACUCCCCACCCCAUCCCUGGAAUCCACCACUCAGUGCCCCAGAGGGACAACGUAUGGGACGACCUGUUUGCGACUGCCUUGUACGGGCUCGCUUAUUCCUCCUUGUCUCGUAAUGAAAAGAAAGAGGUGCAGCGCACGAAGAUUGUGCGCGGCGCGCAGAUCUCGGCCUCCGGGUCCAAAGGAUUGGCUAAGAUCAAGGCGGGCGAGGUGAAGAUUGGAGCCAAGGUCGUGGGCCGGAGCGUGGCGCAAAAAAUGGGCCGCAUGAAGCCCGACAGGGCGUAUACCCAGCAAGACUACGAGUUUGACGCUGUUGGGAAUAUGUAUGCCCGGUAUGCGGAUGAGCCGGAUGAGAGCUGGAGGGGCCAGGCGGAGGUCAGGCCUGCUGUUCCCCCUAAGACGGAGAGGGUGGAGAGGGAGAGGCCCGUGUCGAGGCCGGCGUCGAGGGCUUCGACGUCGGGCAGGUCGGAGCACAGCGCGAGGACUGUUGCGCCGAACCCGAAUGGGACGAAUGGGAGGAGGUACCUCGAAGGCGAGGUUUGA